Molecule: messenger RNA, 1577 nt
Organism: Anastrepha obliqua
Lineage: Eukaryota; Metazoa; Arthropoda; Insecta; Diptera; Tephritidae
Exons: 8
Coding region: 134-1453 (439 amino acids)
Biological process (GO): protein dephosphorylation
Molecular function (GO): protein tyrosine/serine/threonine phosphatase activity; polynucleotide 5'-phosphatase activity
Source: RefSeq, a predicted model, not a curated record
GCAUGUCGAUAAAUGCCAAAACUCACGUAAAUAUUUACUGGUUUGGGUAAAUUUGAUUAAAAAAUUCUAUAUUUUAUAAUUGCUGAGAUAUAUUUUGUUAUUCGUACAUCAACAAACAAAUAACCUUAAAAUUAUGGCACGUAAUAUACCAGAGAGAUGGCUAAACUAUAAACCUAUCGGAAAGCGGAUAGAGGGAACACGUUUCAUUGCAUUUAAGGUUCCGCUGCGCGAGUGUAUUAAUGAAGGCGUGCAUGAAGAGCAGCGACUCGAUGCCAAUAUUUUAAUGACGACAAUACCUAAUUUGGGUAUGAUUAUCGAUCUGACUAAUACCACGAGGUAUUAUAAUCCUCAUAGUUUAAUAAAAAGGGGUUUAGAGUAUAGUAAACUAAUGAUUCCUGGCCAUCAUACGCCGCCGCCCAAUUUGGUUAACCAGUUCAAAAAACUGGUGAUGACUUUUUUAAAAAAUAACGCCCGCAAUGACAAACUAAUUGGUGUUCACUGUACGCAUGGAGUCAACCGCACGGGGUAUCUUAUAUGCAACUACAUGAUUUCCGAAUUAAAUGCGAAGCCGGAAGAGGCGAUAGAUAAAUUCAACGUUGCGCGUGGCCACAAAAUCGAGCGUACAAACUAUUUAGACUCUCUUUAUGAUUUAGCGAAAAGAAAACAAGGCAACAAUAGCCAGAAACGUGAUCACAAAGAUAAUUCGAUCGAGAAAAACGUACAACACAAACGCUUUAAUAAAAUGCCCCGCCAAGCACCAAUACCGUUGCGUGCACCGCUGGACCCAGUAGUGCUGCCAUCACCAAAAGUGUACGAUAGACGUAAUCGCUUUGAGCCCAGCCAAGGACCAGUGCCGUUGCGUGCACCACCGAACCCAGUUGUGCUGCCAUCACCAAAAGUCUACGAUAGACGUAAUCGCUUUGAGCCCAGCCAAGGACCAGUGCCGUUGCGUGCACCACCGAACCCAGUAGUGCUGCCAUCACCAAAAGUCUUCGAUAGACGUAAUCGCUUUGAGCCCAGCCAAGGACCAGUGCCGUUGCGUGCACCACCGAACCCAGUAGUGCUGCCAUCACCAAAAGUCUUCGAUAGACGUAAUCGCUUUGACCGUUUUCGACAGGAAGCAAAUACGCACAGUCAACGUUAUUCAAGUGCAGAGACAGCUGCAACUUCACCACCAACACGCCAAUACAGAACAGCACCGAGCAAUGAUACCAAUUAUAACAGAGCAGAUAAGAGUUAUCGUUCACAAGGCGACACAAACUAUUCAUGCAAUAAAACUUAUAGAGAUGCAACACACUCGAAAAUGAAUAAUCCUUUUUUUGCGAAUGCGCCUGCUAAUCGCCAGUAUAACAAUAAACCAAAUGAGCGGCAAUAUAAAUACGGCGAUCAUGAUCGUUGCAGAGGAGAACGAAGGGACGACAAGUACCGAUAUCAUCCACAUCGUCACGUAUAACAUAUUGUUGGGCGCUUAGCAUAGUUUUAAGUUUCCUUAUUUUAAUUUUUGAAAAUAUUUUUUUGAAAAAUGGACAGAAUCGUGGCAAAAUGAGGAAGAAAUUGCAGUUUAUCUGAAAACGAUU